ACAUUCCAUAGGCACCUCUUCAGAAGAACGCAUCAUCAUGAAAUACCUCAUCAUCCUUGCCCUGGCAUCCGUAGCCACCGCUGCAAAGUUGGACAAGGUCUACCUUCCUCCCAACGCGCAGUCAUCUGGCGGUGCUAACGCUGGUCUCCAAGCUCCCUUCGGUGCCUCUGGACCUUCAAGCUUCGCAUCAUCAGGCCCCCAAAGCUACAGCGGUGCCAGUGCAUCAUCAAACGCUGAGAUCUUGAAGUACGAGAACGAGAUCAAUGAAGAUGGAUACCACUACGCUUACGAGACCAGCGAUGGGACUAAGGCUGAGCAAGAAGGUCGCGUCCUCCCCGGCGCCGCCCCUGAAGAGGGAUCCCUCAAGGUCUCCGGCUCCUACUCCUACGUAGGAGACGAUGGUCAGACCUACACCAUCACCUACACCGCCGAUGAGAACGGAUACCACGCGGAAGGAGCUCAUCUGCCCACCCCCCCACCGAUCCCCGAAGCUAUCCUGAAGAGUUUGCAGCUGAAUGAUGGCGUACGAGAACACUACGACAGCCAAAAGAGCAGUUACGACGCCGACGCGGGAUACUAGUUUCGUUCUGACUGUACCCCCACAGUACAGUCAAACACAGAUUAAUUAGUUAUUUUUGUACAUUUUUACCUUUUUUAUUUAAAUUGGUUUGUGGUUGAUUGGACGUGAUGGCCAGUAUGUGUUCAAGUAGUCGUUACUGUUAACUU
Molecule: messenger RNA, 726 nt
Organism: Ostrinia furnacalis (Asian corn borer)
Lineage: Eukaryota; Metazoa; Arthropoda; Insecta; Lepidoptera; Crambidae
Gene: CPR52
Product: cuticular protein RR-1 motif 52
Exons: 4
Coding region: 38-580 (180 amino acids)
Cellular component (GO): chitin-based extracellular matrix
Molecular function (GO): structural constituent of chitin-based larval cuticle
Source: RefSeq, a predicted model, not a curated record